This is a messenger RNA of Nicrophorus vespilloides, 718 nucleotides long. It is a transcript of the gene PolZ2, whose product is annotated as mitotic spindle assembly checkpoint protein MAD2B. Gene Ontology annotation, cellular component: zeta DNA polymerase complex. The record is from RefSeq and is a predicted model, not a curated record. Lineage: Eukaryota; Metazoa; Arthropoda; Insecta; Coleoptera; Silphidae. The transcript is spliced from 4 exons. The coding region runs from base 85 to 681 and encodes 198 amino acids.
UUUUAAAAUCUGAGAUCGUUGUUUUUGGUUCCUUUUAUAGCAAUUGUCUGUAACAACAAAGAUAGAAACUAACCUUAAAAAUAAAUGGCUACAAAGAGCUAUAAUUCUGUUGUUGUGGAUAUUCUGUGUGAAUUUCUAGAAAUUUCAGUCCAUAAUAUACUUUACGUGAGGAAAAUAUACCCUGAAUCAAUAUUUGUGCCAAAAAGGAAGUAUGGGGUUGUUAUCCAUAAGUCGCAGCAUCCCUUACUCAAUGAUUAUAUAGCGGAAUGUAUGAAGGCUGUGCAUUUCCAUGCAAACGCCAAUCAAUUGAAGAGAUUAUUUAUUUGCAUCAAAACUGCAAGUAAGCAACUUGAAAAGUUUGUCUUCGACAUUGUGAAACUGAAAAGUAUAAUUGAAAGUGACUUAUUAUAUGUAAAAUUGGAACAAGACUUUAGAGCAUUCAGUCUAAAAUUAGGAACAUCUCAUAUAUACUUGAAUCCAUUACCAGCCGAUGUGGAAUUCAGCAUACAAAUUCAUACCACAGAAUAUUCAGCAAUAGCCUAUAAUGAUAAACCUCUUUGUGAUGACUUUCCAUGGAUCUCUCUACCAAAGUUUGGAACUGAAUUGAAAGAAAUCAUUCCUGUUCAUACAGUUGACUGUGACCAUUUAUUAGUACAAAUAUAUAUUGAAAAGGAAACAUGAUCAUUUGCUAUAUGUUGUAUAUUAAUUAAAAAAAAAA